AUGCCUGCACAAGCCACGGCCAUGAUGAACACGGAAGCCGAAGGUGUCACCCGUCUCUCGGAUUCGUUAAUCUUGUAUCAACUCAGACAAAUUCGCCCCAAGUUCGAUGCCGCGUCAACCUACGACCUUGUCCGUGCUUUCGGCCCGCUCACGCAAGCUCACCUAUGCUACCCUUUCACAGUUUUUACAAUUGCGGAUUAUGACCAAAUCAACAACCCUGCGGCCAUUCUCUUUCUGCCAAUACUGAACAACGAACAUCUCGCCAAAUCAUUGGCGACCAUGGCUGACCUCCAUGCUCCGACCAUUGUGGCAGCCAACAAACUCGUUGCAAAUUUCAUUAUCAAGAAUUUACGAGAAGUAUCUGAUCUGUCAUCACUCAACUUCCAUUAA
Molecule: messenger RNA, 390 nt
Organism: Radiomyces spectabilis
Lineage: Eukaryota; Fungi; Mucoromycota; Mucoromycetes; Mucorales; Radiomycetaceae
Exons: 2
Coding region: 1-390 (129 amino acids)
Source: RefSeq, a predicted model, not a curated record